This is a messenger RNA of Lathyrus sativus (Indian pea), 666 nucleotides long. Lineage: Eukaryota; Viridiplantae; Streptophyta; Magnoliopsida; Fabales; Fabaceae. The record is from the annotation of a GenBank genome assembly.
AUGAGCGAGGUAUUUGAUGGGUACGAGCGUCAGUAUACUGAGUUAUCCGCGGAUCUUUCGCGGCAGCGCGCUGCAGCUUCUGGUCUUGAUGGAGAACAGAAGAAGCAGAAACUUUCUGAAAUAAAAGCUGUAUUGGAGGAUGCUGAUACGUUGAUUCGGAAAAUGGACCUUGAGGCUAGGAGCUUGCAGCCAAGUAUGAAGGCCACCCUUCUUGCCAAAUUAAGGGAAUAUAAAACUGAUUUGAACAAUUUGAAAAAUGAAGUUAAAAGAAUCACAUCAGCUAAUGUCAGUACGACUUCUCGGGAUGCGUUGUUGGAGUUAGGAAGGGUUGAUUCACUUGCGGUAUCAAAUGAUGAAAAAGGAAGACUUUUAAUGACUACUGAGAGAUUAAAUCAAUCCACUGAUAGAAUAACAAACAGCAGAAAAACGUUGCUGGAGACAGAGGAGCUCGGUGUCUCUAUCCUCCAAGAUUUGCAUCAACAACGUCAAUCUCUACUCCAUGCCCAUUCAUCACUCCAUGGAGUGGAUGAUAACAUUAGCAAGAGCAAGAAGAUUUUGGCAGCCAUGUCAAAAAGGAUGAGCAGGAACAAAUGGAUUGUUGGCUCCUUGAUGGCAGCUCUGGUCCUUGCAAUCAUAUUAAUUAUAUAUUUUAAGCUGACACAUUAG